AUGAGGUUCUCCACUGUUAUCUUCGCUCUGGCGGCGAGCGUCAACGCCCGCAACGUCUUCCGCCCCGGGCAAAGUCUCGUUGCGCGCAACGAGCUCGAUGUUCCCGGGCAGAACCCGCUCAAGUUCUGCGAUGCCAACCGCGAUGACGACCUCAUUUCCAUCGAGGAGGUCGUCCUGACGCCGAAUCCGCCUGAAGCAGGAACGACUCUCGUCAUUGAGGCCACCGGCACGGUAAAGGAGACGAUUCUCGACGGCGCAUACGUGAACCUCGAAGUCAAGUAUGGCUACAUUCGCUUGAUCCGCACGCAGGCCGACCUCUGCAAAGAGAUCAAGAACGUCGACCUCGACUGCCCCAUUGAGAAGGGAAAGAUCUCCGUCAUCAAGACCGUCGACCUGCCCAAGGAGAUUCCACCGGGCAAGUACACCGUCAAUGCGGAUGUUUACACCAAGGACGACGAGCACAUCACCUGCCUGACUGCCACGGUUACUUUUGGCGCGAAAGCACUGGGCGACGCUUUUGAUUUCGACCUCUAG
Molecule: messenger RNA, 534 nt
Organism: Chaetomium strumarium
Lineage: Eukaryota; Fungi; Ascomycota; Sordariomycetes; Sordariales; Chaetomiaceae
Product: ML domain-containing protein
Exons: 3
Coding region: 1-534 (177 amino acids)
Biological process (GO): intracellular sterol transport
Molecular function (GO): sterol binding
Source: RefSeq, a predicted model, not a curated record